Molecule: messenger RNA, 1335 nt
Organism: Pedinophyceae sp. YPF-701
Lineage: Eukaryota; Viridiplantae; Chlorophyta; Pedinophyceae
Source: the annotation of a GenBank genome assembly
AUGGCCCUCAAGUGGCACCCGGACAAGAACCCGGACAACAGGGACGCCGCGGAGCGCAAGUUCCAGGAGAUCUCGCACGCGUACGACGUGCUGUCAGACCCGCAGAAGCGGCGGAUGUACGACCAGACCGGGGACGAGAGCGGGCGCGGCAUGGGCGGGGGCGGCGGGGGCCCCGGCGGGUUCCGGGCCAACUUCGGGCGGGGCGGCGGGAAGGACUAUUUCAAGAUGUUCGAGGACAUGUUUGCGGAGCACUUCGGGGCGGACGCGGGGGGCGGUGAGCGCCGCGGACGUGCUGCGCGUGCUGCGCGCGACCGGGCCUGCCGCAGCGGUCCGACGGGCCGCGGUUGUCUGUUUGUGCGCAGGGGGUGCGGGCGGGGCUGGGUCGGGUUUCAAGUUUCAUUUUGGGGGGGCGGGGGUGACAGCGGGUUCGACUUCGGGGGCGGGGACUCGUUUUUCGGGAACAUGGGCGGGCGGCGGAGGAGGCCGGGCGGGAUGGGCGGGUUCGGCGGCGGGGCGGGCGGCGGGCGGCAGCGGCAGCGCGAGACGGCCGACCUGUUCACCGAGGGCGACGUGACGGAGCUGAAGAUGGAGACGUUCCCGGACGGGGCGCGCGAGCAGUCCCCCUGGAUGUUCGCGUUCUACUCGCCCGCGGAGGAGGAGAGCGUGGCGUUCGUGUCGACGUUCAGCAAGCUGGCGACGCACCUGGUGCCGUUCGGGGUCAAGGCCGGUGCGGUGAACUGCGAGAAGCACAAGGCGCUGUGCCGGCGGCACAAUGUCGCGCUGCGCAGCCUGCCGGCCGUGAAGGGGUUCAUCGGCCCGCAGCGCCCCGCCGGCGGGGCGGUGCGGCGGUCGAGCGCCACCAAGCUGGAGAGCUACGCGGGCGCGCUGGAGGCCAAGGCGAUCAAGCCGUGGAUCCUGGGACUGAUUCCGAACGUGGUGCUGCGCGUCACGGACCGGAAGACGCUGGACGCGGCGCUGAUGUCGGGGCGGCCUGCGGUGGGGCAGCGGAGCGCGGAGUGGUUCGUGUCGAUGGUGCUGCUCACGGAGAAGAGCGACGCGCCGCACCUGUACCGCGCGCUGGCGUACAAGUACCGGAACCUGGUGCACUUCGCGGCGGCGACGGGCGCCGAGGCGCGGAAGAUCGCCGCCGAGGUGGGGGAGGGCCAGGUGCCGAGUUUGGUGGCGUUCUGCUACGGGGAGGAGAAGCUGCGGGUGGCGCACAAGGGCGACAUGUCCGCCGCGUCGCUGGACAUGUUCAUCACGGAUUUCAGGGGCGGGAGGCGAUGCCAACGCAUCUUCCGGAAGACGGGCAAGGGCGGGAAAGACGAGCUGUGA